Molecule: messenger RNA, 933 nt
Organism: Oreochromis niloticus (Nile tilapia)
Lineage: Eukaryota; Metazoa; Chordata; Actinopteri; Cichliformes; Cichlidae
Gene: mmab
Product: metabolism of cobalamin associated B
Exons: 9
Coding region: 77-781 (234 amino acids)
Molecular function (GO): corrinoid adenosyltransferase activity
Source: RefSeq, a predicted model, not a curated record
ACACCACGGAUGGACAAAAAAGACAAUUCUAUCGUUUACCCUUGCUGCUGCUGUUGCUACUGUGUUGUAGCUAAAAAUGACAUCGUUUGUUUUCAGACAUUCUCUCCUUCGCGGCCUUCCAGGGACAUGCAGGUUCAUUAGCGAGUAUCGGACAAAGAGACCGUUGUUUACCCUGUUUUCAGUCAGAAGUUAUGCCACUGGUGAAGACAACAGGGUGCCCAAAAUAUACACCAAAACAGGAGACAAAGGUUUCUCAAGCACAUUUACAGGAGAAAGGAGGCCAAAAGAAGAUCACAUUUUUGAAGCCUUGGGGAAUACAGACGAGCUGUCAUCAGCUAUAGGGCUGGCAAGAGAGUUUUGCCUCGAUAAAGGUCAUACAUUCACUCAUCAGUUGGACAAGAUCCAGUGCGUUUUACAAGAUGUGGGCUCCAACAUUGCUACCCCUCGAUCAUCUGCAAGAGAAAGCCAUAUAAAGCGAACAAAAUUUAUUGCACAGCCAAUUGCGGACUUGGAGACCUGGAUUGAUGAGUUUACAGAAGAACUCCCUCCUUUAACCAGCUUCAUUUUACCAUCUGGUGGGAAGAGCAGCGCAGCUUUGCACUUAGCUCGGACAGUCUGUCGGCGAGCAGAGCGCAGCGUUGCUCCAAUUGUGCGAUCAGGCGAGGCAGAUCCAGAUGUUGCCAAGUUCUUGAACAGGUUAAGUGACUACCUGUUCACAGUUGCCAGAUAUGUGUCUAUGAAAGAGGGCAGUGAAGAGAAAAUCUACAAGAGGCCAGAAUGACCAGUCUCAUAUGAAGAUUAAAACAAAAGCAUUACCUUUUGAGAUGCAUAUACUUUAUUCAAACUGUAAAUACAAUACAUAGAUUUUUUUAUGUUAAUGCAUUUUUUCCCCACAUUUAAUGUAAAAUCAGAAUAAACAGUGUACAUCCAAAA